CGUGCCAGCCAUCGGCGUUCCUUCCCCCGCCGCCGAAAUAGAAAUCACGCCCUAGCUCGAAGGCAAUGGCGCCACCGCCGCUAGCCACGGCGGCGGCGGCGGCCGAGGAGUUCUUGGAGGUGCGCUGCGCGGGGUGCGAGGAGACGUUGGAGGUGGAACGGGGGCUGACGGAGUUCGUCUGCCCCGACUGCGGCACGGCGCAAUCGCUCCCUCCGGAGCUCAUGCCGCGGCCCCGGCGGAGGGCGCUGCCCCUGCCGCGAGGCGCUGCGGGCGCACGCGGGGCCAGGCUUCCGUGCGGCGCCUGCGGCGAGCUCCUCAGUGUGCCGGUCGGGCUAUCGCGCUGCGCCUGCCCGCUCUGCGGCGCCCAGCUGGCCGUCGACUCCGCGCGCGUCCGGGACUACAUCCUCUCCUCCGCCGAGGCGGCCGUCGUGCCGCUCGCCGCCGCAUCUGUCCCACCGAUUGUUGCUGCUCGGGAGAAAUGGCAAGAGCGUCCUAGUUAUGCAAUGCGCGCAGGGCUACCACGAGCAGAACCUGAUGAACAACAGGGGUAUACUGAUCAUAUGAUUGAUGGAGAACAAAUACAUAUGGCAAAUGAGAAUGUUGCAAAUAAUAGCCUUCAGAGAAAUCGACUGCCCCUUGGCCGUCGUAUUGUAGGCAACAAGGAGAGACAAGCUUUGCCUCUAAAUGAGGUCAGAGAUCAUGUAAAUGAUCAGCACCCUAGUUACACUAUGCAGCCAAAGCGAGCACAGCUGGCACGCUUGCAUAGAGUCACUCAUUCAGAGGAGAUACAGGAUGGACUUCUCAGCCAUGAAGUUUAUGGAGAGGCGAGACAUACUGAACUGAUAGAUGAGGCUACUGCAACUCAUAGAAACCAGAGAGUCGGAUGCUCCGUUAGCCCCCAAACUGUAAGUAUAGGGGAGAGGCAUAUGAAGACUCCUGCUCAGAGCAUACAGCAGGUGCACAAACAGCCUUUUCAUGAGAGUCAUGCAGAAGGUAGUCAGUUAUACUGUCUGGAUCUUGAUGGGGUGGUUCAUCCACCUAUCAACCAAGCAAAACAUGGAGAAGAGGCAUCUACUGAGAUGAUCAAUAAAACACUUUCGAGGGAGAGCAUUCGGCCAACUGGAUGCGCUGUUGAACCCAACUCUGUUAAUGUAGAGAAGAGAAAGGCAUCGACGACAAAUCAGGCAAUUCGUGAGCAUAUCAGUCCUGCAACUAAUAGAGAAGCCAUGUGGUCUCUUCCUAUAAAGGAGACUACUGCAUCGUGUAGUAGCAAGCAGAAAAAAUCAAAGUUAGCUAAUGCUAAGACUAUUGGCAAGAAGAGACAUCUAGAACCACUGAACCACAUACAGCAGGCAGCUAAUGCUAAGACUAUUGGCAAGAAGAGACAUAUAGAACCACUGAACCACAUACAGCAGGCGGAAGGACAGACCUCUGAUAGCCGUAGUCAUGGAACCCAUGUCGACUUUGAGAGUCAAAGUAAGGCUAAUGAGAGGCCUGGCAACACCUCGGCUCUUAAGGAGCGGGAACAGGUUACACCUCCGAAUAAGCUGGCUGAUCUAAAACAGAAAAAUGUACGCACUAAUGAUGAAACCCAGAACGAGCAGAUUGAAGUUAAUGUUUCCAAGCAGACUAGUGGUUGGAGUUGGACUCAGAAGAAGAAUAAAAAAGGCUCAAUAGCUUCAUCAAAUGCAGGGCUUCAGCUUAGACAUAGUAAACGUUUGGCCAAAGAUUCAGCUGCUGCUAUAGAAAAUGAACCUCUAGAAAGUGACCCUGGUGACCUGCAGGAUUUUGGUCCUAAUGUCCAAGUGCCAGCAGAUGCCAUGGAUGACGAAUCAAUUGAAUGGGAGCCUCUUCAGCAGUGUCCUGCCUCUCCAGAUUGUGAAGUGUCAGUUGCCAGGACAGACACUGAAUCUGUAGAAAGUGAGAACGAUGAGCAAUAUGCUGUAUCUCCAGAUGAAAGCUUGUCUGAUUCUGACUAUCCAUACAGUUAUAGAAUGAGUGCUGGUCUUUACCCUAGCACACCGUCUGCGCAUAAGUUGCCUCAAGAAAACUCUGAUGAACUAGAUGACCUUGAUUUAACAACAACUCCUUCAAAUACUGAUAUGUCUGACCCUGAGCAUUUUGCGCGGAAUUAUUGUCGGUUAUUACCUCUAGAGGUCAGAAGGGCCCUUGCCAAGAAGAAAUAUAAUGUGUUCCAUGACCGUCUGACACCUGAGGGUUCCAAUAAGGUAUCCCUGCACGAUAUAACUGAUUCUGAAGAGCAGCAACAAGGUAAAAAGGGACACAAAGCAGGAGGUAAUCUUUGUGUCAAAAUGUGGACCUUGCCUGAGGGUGUACGGGUACCAGUCUCCUUGAACACUUUGGGCCUGCCAAUUGGAGAAAAUGCAAACAUGUUGAUUUACUUUCUAGGCGCACUAGCACGAGAUGGAAUAUUGGCGCCUCUCACAUAUAUAAGUUGGAAAAAUAUUCCAAAGGAGAACAAGGAUGUUAUGUGGCACAUUGUUAAGCUUAAAUUUGAUAUUGAUCCACCUCACGAGUUGUCGGUCCUGAGGUCCAUAAGAAACAAGUGGCGGAUUUGGAAAUCUUAUUUAAAACGGAAACACUAUGAUUCUCAUACAACUGAAGAGGAACGCCUUGCUGAUCGAGAUCCUCAUGUCUCAAAAGAACAAUGGCGAGUCCUUGUUGCAUAUUGGAAUACCGAAAAGGCAAAGGCCAGAAGUGCUGCAUCUAAAGCUUCUCGAGCCAAAUCAACCUAUGUCGAUAAAAUUGGAUCCAAGAGCUUUACACGGAUGCAUCAGGAAGAGUCACGAUCCAGUGACCCAUCUCUCGAGAAUCCCGAAGGGUCAGGAGAUGACUAUGCACCUGCCAUGGGUGCAAAAAGGAGGGCUAGUGCACGCACGUAUACACCUGGGCCCUCCACCAAAGACCUACAGGAAAGGUCAGACCCGCAAGCUGCAAGGGCCAAACGAAAGGCUGGAGAUGAAGUCUCCACACCGAGAAAGAAGGUGGUAGUAACAGAGGAAAGUCGCCCCAAAAACUCUCAGGAAAAUGCAGUCUUGGAAGCUGCGAGGGCUAAAAGAAAAGCUGAAGAUGAGGCAGCCGCUCUAAGGAAGAAGGUGAUAGUGAUGGAGGGAAGUCAGAAAAAGCUGCAGGAGGACUUGGCAAGAGUGACAAACGCAAUGAGUGCUAUGCAGAAGAUGAUGUCAACUGGUGGCUUACCAAAUGGAAUAAUGGGCGAACCAGUGAUGCCACCAAGUUUCCAACAGGAACCAAAUGAAGCGAGUUCCGAUGAUGUUUUGGAGCCGCAUAUUGUGUACUCAGGGCUACGUCAUCCUUCCUCGCAUAAUCAACGCACUCAAAGAGAUGGUAAUGCCAUCUCAUAUGUCCAAAUGCGCUAUUUUUUAAAUAAUACAUUUUUUAAUAAAUUAGAUAAAUAUUAUGUUGUUUUGAUAAUUUGCAAAAGUAAUAUGGCAUCGGCCGCAUCGAAGUCGACUGGCUUCCAUCGGGUUUGCUGGAGCCGACAGGUCCCAGUCGGCCACGACGAGGCUGAUAAGUGGCCCAUCGGCCAAGGCUAAUUUUUUUAAAUAAUACAUUUUUUUAUUAAAUUACACAAAUAUUACGUCGAAAAAAAUAUUUUUCACAAAUAAUACAUCGUCGGCCCUCAGCCGGCCGACUGGACCUAAUCGGCCCACAGCAGGCCGAUCGGCUUGUUGCUGGCCGACUGCUGGCCAGCCUGGCACGCGUCGGCCUCGGAUUGGGCUGGCCACGUCGCGAGGGGGAGGGAGGGAGCUGUCGGCGCGGGCGUGCCCCUGUCGGCCUACCGCGGGCCGAUCGGCCAGCUGCUGGCCGACAGGGUGCGGCCCCACCUCGCGCGCGGCUGGCCGGCUGCUCCCUGCGGCCUUAUCCUCCCCUUCCUCCCUUCUUCUUCUGUUCUUCUUCUGUUCUUACCUUCUCCUCUCUCUACACAAAAAUGCCA
Molecule: messenger RNA, 3976 nt
Organism: Triticum aestivum (bread wheat)
Lineage: Eukaryota; Viridiplantae; Streptophyta; Magnoliopsida; Poales; Poaceae
Exons: 6
Coding region: 66-3575 (1169 amino acids)
Source: RefSeq, a predicted model, not a curated record